AUGCCAAAAACGAGGAUUUUCUCCAACAAGAAAAAUAGUUCGUCGUUGGCAUACCAGCUCGCCAAGCAGUUAGAAAUCAAGCACACAUUCAACAGCAAUGUUGAAAUGGCCGGAGAAGACUGGCUCAGAUCAUUCUUACGGCGAAAUUCUGAUUUGUCCGUUAAGAGGAGGCCCAUCUUGAAGAUAAAACAUGCGUACCCGAACUUGUUUGAAAAAGCUCUGGAAGGUUACUGCCAAAAAGUGCAGGAAUUCUGUCCGAAGGCACCGGGACCUCAAGGACCUCAAGGACCUAAGGGUGAUCCUGGAGUCCCUGGACUUAGAGGAUUUCCCGGAAUACCUGGAGACAUGGGUAAUAGAGGUUUUACUGGUUUGCCUGGUUUACCUGGUUUAAAGGGGGCCAAAGGAGACAAAGGUGCUCAAGGUCCAAAAGGACACGAUGGUGUGGCAGGCACUCCUGGAUUACCGGGAGAAAAGGGAGAACAAGGACGAGCAGGAUUAGAUGGGAGAGAUGGCAUACCAGGCGAACCUGGUCUUUACGGUAUGCCAGGAAGGAAUGGUCACGAUGGUCUACCCGGAAAAGAUGGAGUCCCAGGAAGAAAUGGCAAAGAUGGAAUUAAUGGUAUGAAAGGCGACAGAGGUCCUCCUGGACCUCAAGGACCUGUUGGACCAAAAGGAUUGACUGGUCCCAGGGGAAGACCAGGAAAACCUGGAACCCACGGAACACCAGGAAUUCCUGGAAUUACAGCCUGGAAAACCAUGGAUAAACACAAUGUUACUUACCUCGUGCCACCAUCAAUUGCUGGUGCCCACACAGGUCCUAUGGGACCGAUAGUAGUGAAUGAAGAGGACAAUGUGCGGUUGCACUGCUCAGCCACGGGUAAACCAACUCCGCAGAUCACCUGGCAGAGGGUCGACAACAAACCCAUUCAUAGAGGUGGAGCUUGGCACGAUGUCCAAAUCCCUGGUAAUAGUCUGAAUAUUACUUUGGUCCAUAGGGACUAUAUGGGUGAAUAUAUGUGCAUAGCUGAUAAUGGAGUACCUCCACAGGCCAAUCAGACAUUUAUUUUGGAGGUAUACUUCCCCCCGACCAUCCGGAUCGCAAAUCAGAUGGUCGGCGUCGUCAACGGAUCAACGACGGUGCUGGAGUGCGACACGGAGGCGUUCCCCGAUCCAGUUAGAUAUUGGGAGCGAUCGGACGGUCGUCUUUUAGAAAACGGCGAUAAAUAUCGAAUAGACAAUUUGCUGGAGAAGGAUGGUUACAAGGCUCGGAUGCAAUUGAACAUCACCAGAGUGAAUGCGAUGGACAUGCGGUAUUUAUACUAUUGCAUUGCCAAAAACGAACUGCAGAAGACCAGAGGAGAAUUCACUCUUUUCGAAAUUGAUCCUCGGAUGCCCCCACCCCGUGGUGGCGGCGAGCAGGUGAAGGAGAAAAUCUUCGGUGCUUUGCCGCCCAUCAAGAAGUCUCCAGACGAUCUGUGCCCACCCAUCCGAUGCCCCGACUGCGACAACAAAUGCACCACCGGGGUAUCACUGAUCGAUCUCAUCAGUAAGUGGGACGUUCGGCAGUAUAAUGAGGAUCAGACAUAUAGAGGCAUUGGCGACAGGAAUAAGGAAUGUGUCCUCUACGCCGUUGGAAAACCGGUGUACCUCCGGUACACAGACUACACUUAUGGUUCUUGGAUGCGGGACCCUGCUAGCGCGCCUAAUGAGAAGGAACACGAGAAGUUUUGGGUUACCUAUGAGAACCAAUCCAACGUACUCUUCGAAUACGACAAUAAGACAAUGUUUAGGAGUGACACGUCUAACAAAAAUUAUCAUUUGGAUCAUCCUUUCGGGGGCAACAGUCACGUGAUAUACAAGGGAGCCUUUUUCUAUAAUGUCAAGGAUACCAGCAGAAUAAUAAAGUUUCACUUGAAAAAUUUGAGCAUGGUGUCGCUGGACUUACCCACCAACAACACUAAAUUGUCUAGACUAUACUCUGGGCAGUAUAAUUAUAUGGACUUCAGUGUGGAUGACAAUGGAUUAUGGGUUAUUUUUGCUGUUCCUAAUUCAAACAAUACAGCUGUGAUGAAGGUCGAUGUUAAUACAAUGAAGCCAGAAUAUAUAUGGAAUAUUAGUCUAAAUCACCAUAAAGUCGGAGAAAUGUUUAUUGUAUGUGGGGUUCUUUACGCCGUGGACAGCGUUACUGAUAGAAACAGCAAAAUAAGAUUCGCGAUGGAUCUCUACAAAAAUACUUUACUAGAUGUCAAUUUGGCCUUUUCUAAUCCUUUUAGGAAGACCACCAUGUUGGGGUACAAUCCUAAAAAUACGGAACUUUAUUCAUGGGACAAAGGUAACCAGUUAACGUAUCCUGUGCGAUAUCAUGAUAUAGGGUACAACAUCACGGGCAAAGACGAUAAGACGGAUUCGUUAGAAAAUCCUAAAGCAUUGGGAUCGACUGGGUUCACGGUGAACCACAGAGAUGAGCAUGGUUUCACUUGAGGAGUUAGACACUAAAUAAAGCAGUUCAUGCAAAAGAAGGCAAUUAUUUAGCAUUUAUUUCGAAUAACAGAUGUAGAACGAAUGAGCUAUGGUUGUGAAUAAAAUGCUAAAUUCUUGUUUUAAAUGAAUAAGUUAAAAAACUGUAAAUAUUUUAAUAUUAUUUUUUAUUCAAAUACAAUUUUGCAUUAUAUGUACGUUUGUAUACUUAUUUAGAAUAAAUUUGAUGUUUUUUUU
Messenger RNA from Anoplophora glabripennis (Asian longhorned beetle), 2715 nucleotides. RefSeq lists its product as uncharacterized. Gene Ontology annotation, biological process: signal transduction. The record is from RefSeq and is a predicted model, not a curated record. The transcript has 16 exons. NCBI's taxonomy places the organism in Eukaryota, Metazoa, Arthropoda, Insecta, Coleoptera, Cerambycidae. The coding region runs from base 1 to 2481 and encodes 826 amino acids.